GCCCUCAAAUUUCUCUUCACCACCGUAUUCCUCUCGCCUCAUAAUAUCUCCCCUCAACUAAGGAUCUCUUCCCACUUUAUCCCCUACUUCAUUUCUCUCUGUCUUCUUCUUAUUCUUCUUCUUCUUCUUCUUCUUCUUCUUCUUCUUCUUCUUCUUUUCCUUCUUCUUCCUCUCCUCCUCCUCCUGCUCCUCCUUACAUAACUCAAUUCCUUUGGACGAAAAAAUGGCGAACGCGGCAUCUGGAAUGGCUGUUGAUGAUGAAUGUAAGCUGAAAUUCUUGGAGCUAAAAGCGAAGAGAAACUAUAGGUUCAUUGUUUUCAAGAUUCAAGAGCAGCAGGUGGUGGUUGAGAAAGUUGGAAGCCCUCAAGAAACCUAUGAAGAUUUCACUGCGGCUCUACCUGCCGAUGAAUGUCGCUAUGCCGUCUUUGAUUUCGAUUUCACCACUGAUGAGAACUGUCAGAAAAGCAAAAUUUUCUUCAUUGCAUGGUCACCAGAUACAUCAAGAGUGAGAAGUAAGAUGGUGUAUGCAAGCUCAAAAGAUAGAUUCAAGAGAGAAUUGGAUGGCAUUCAAGUUGAGUUGCAGGCAACAGACCCUAGUGAAAUGAGCUUUGACAUUAUAAAAGCCCGGGCAAUCUGAACACGCAAAGCUAUUCUUGCGUUUUACUUUCUUCUCCAACAUUCACCCGCUCUUUAUGCAUAUGACUACCAUUUGUAAGCAUUGCUUAAUUGCAUUUAUGCUAAAUUUAUACUUUUUCAAUCAUUUCUAUUUAUACUUUUUCUUCUUUUGUCAAACUUUUUUCUUUUUUUUUUUUGAAGUGUGGGUUUUACAAUGGACUCUUGUAGUUUUAAUGUAAUAUUAUCCAUACAUUUAUGCUAAA
Molecule: messenger RNA, 878 nt
Organism: Gossypium arboreum
Lineage: Eukaryota; Viridiplantae; Streptophyta; Magnoliopsida; Malvales; Malvaceae
Product: actin-depolymerizing factor 7
Exons: 3
Coding region: 224-637 (137 amino acids)
Biological process (GO): actin filament depolymerization
Cellular component (GO): actin cytoskeleton; cytoplasm
Molecular function (GO): actin filament binding
Source: RefSeq, a predicted model, not a curated record